UCGGCAAGCUAGAAGCAUGGAGGCACCCUGGGGGAGCAUCAGCGCUGAGCGGGGCUGGUACGUCUCUGCUCAGCAGCCUGAAGAAGGAGAGGCAGAAGAGUCAAGCCCGUUGCUAAGCAACGAACUUCCCAGGCAAGGAUCCCCAGGUGUUUCAUUUGGUUUCUCGGUGUUUAAUUUGAUGAAUGCCAUCAUGGGAAGUGGCAUCCUUGGCUUAGCCUUUGUUAUGGCUAAUAUUGGUAUCCUUGGAUUUAGUUUUUUGCUGCUAAUUGUUGCUGUCCUGGCUUCUUACUCAGUCCAUCUCCUGCUUAGUAUGUGUAUUCAGAGAGCUGUGAUGUCUUAUGAAGAUCUUGGACUCUUUGCAUUUGGAUUACCUGGGAAGGUGGUGGUGGCAGGUACCAUAAUAAUUCAGAAUAUUGGAGCUAUGUCAUCUUAUCUUCUAAUUAUUAAAACAGAGCUUCCUGCUGCUAUUUCAGAAUUUUUACCAGGAGACUACAGUGGGUCUUGGUAUCUUGAUGGACAAACAUUACUAAUAAUUAUUUGUGUUGCCAUUGUGUUCCCUCUUGCACUUCUUCCCAAAAUAGGCUUUCUUGGCUACACAAGUAGUUUAUCAUUUUUCUUUAUGGUGUUCUUUGCUCUCGUGGUAAUAAUUAAAAAAUGGUCCAUUCCUUGUCCUCUGACAUUAAAUUACGUCGAGGAAUAUUUCCAGAUUUCAAAUGCUACAGAUGAUUGUAAACCAAAGCUCUUUCAUUUCUCCAAAGAGAGUGCAUACGCCAUACCAACCAUGGCUUUUUCAUUUCUCUGCCACACUUCAAUAUUGCCCAUAUACUGUGAACUUCAAAGCCCUUCAAAGAAAAGAAUGCAGAAUGUAACCAAUACAGCGAUUGCUUUAAGUUUUCUCAUUUAUUUUAUAUCUGCACUCUUUGGGUACCUUACUUUUUAUGAUAAAGUGGAGUCAGAAUUACUACAAGGUUAUAGUAAAUACUUGCCACAUGAUGUUGUUGUCAUGACUGUGAAGUUAUGCUUACUAUUUGCUGUGCUUUUGACAGUCCCUCUAAUCCACUUCCCUGCAAGGAAAGCUUUAAUGAUGAUAUUUUUCUCCAAUUUUCCAUUCUCCUGGAUUCACCACUCUUUGGUCACUUUAGCACUCAAUGCUGUCAUUGUUUUACUUGCAAUAUAUGUUCCUGACAUUAAAAAUGUAUUUGGCAUAAUUGGUGCCAGCACAUCAACAUGUUUGGUUUCUAUAUUCCCUGGACUGUUUUAUCUUAAACUUAGCAGAGAGGAUUUUCUCUCAUGGAAAAAGCUUGGGGCCUGUGCUUUGCUCGUCUUUGGUAUUUUGGUUGGGAGUUUUAGUUUAGCACUCAUCAUAUUUGAUUGGAUUAAUAAAUGAAAGGAAUAUUUCCCCACUUUUUAUGAAGAAUAAUUUACCAUCAUAUGCAAGAGGAAUGAUCUGGAAGGUGCUUGGGAUAAAU
Molecule: messenger RNA, 1469 nt
Organism: Orycteropus afer afer
Lineage: Eukaryota; Metazoa; Chordata; Mammalia; Tubulidentata; Orycteropodidae
Gene: SLC38A6
Product: solute carrier family 38 member 6
Biological process (GO): amino acid transmembrane transport; L-glutamine transport
Molecular function (GO): L-glutamine transmembrane transporter activity
Source: RefSeq, a predicted model, not a curated record